UCGGGGCUUUGGUCAUUCCCCACCCGGCGUCCCUCUGCGGCCAUGGUAACACAAGUGGACCUGUGAUCAAAACAACACAGACAACCGCUUUCCAUGCAGCUACAACCCUCAGCAUGAAUCUGGCAGAGAUAUGUGAUAAUGCGAAGAAGGGCCGUGAGUACGCUUUGCUGGGGAACUAUGACUCCUCCAUGGUGUACUACCAGGGUGUCAUUCAGCAGAUCCAUAAGCACUGUCAGUCCCUCCGAGACCCCGCCCUCAAAGUCAGAUGGCAACAGGUGAGGCAGGAGCUGACGGAGGAGUACGAGCAGGUGAAAGGCAUUGUGGGAACGCUAGAGAGCUUCAAGACAGAUAAGCCGGUGGAUCCCCCUGCUCCUCAGCCAGAGGAGAGACCAGAGGACCCAGCGGUUUGGCCCCCUCCCAUCCCUGCAGAACACAGGAAUCCCGCCGCCGUGAAGCGUCCCAAUAGUGCCGUGAAGCAGCAGAAGAAGGAUUCUCCCGGCCUGCAGCACAGAGGGGCGGGGCCAGGUGGAAGGGGCCAGACCAACCCUAAAACAGAUCGGCCGGGAGCCAGAGACGCCCGUGGCACCAAGGCCAAAGACGACAAGGGAAAGAGAGGGGCUGCGGAGGGGGGAGGGGACGGGGAUCUGAAGAAGUUUGACGGCACGGGUUAUGACAGCGACCUCGUGGACGCACUUGAGAGGGAUAUUGUGUCCCGCAACCCUAACAUACACUGGGAUGACAUUGCUGAUCUGGAGGAUGCUAAGAAACUGCUGAGGGAGGCAGUGGUGCUGCCCAUGUGGAUGCCUGACUUCUUCAAGGGCAUCCGCCGCCCCUGGAAGGGUGUGUUAAUGGUCGGCCCUCCAGGGACAGGGAAGACCAUGCUGGCUAAAGCUGUGGCCACGGAGUGUGGGACCACUUUCUUCAAUGUGUCCUCCUCCACCCUCACCUCCAAAUACAGGGGAGAGUCUGAAAAACUUGUCCGCCUUUUGUUUGAAAUGGCCCGGUUUUACGCUCCAACAACCAUCUUCAUAGACGAGAUCGACUCCAUCUGUGGCAGAAGAGGAACAUCAGACGAACAUGAGGCGAGCCGCAGAGUCAAAUCAGAACUCCUGGUCCAGAUGGACGGUGUGGGCGGAGCCCUGGAGAACGACGAUCCCUCUAAGAUGGUGAUGGUCCUGGCUGCGACCAACUUCCCCUGGGACAUCGACGAGGCACUACGGCGACGCCUGGAGAAGAGGAUCUAUAUCGCCCUGCCCACAGCGGUCGGUCGUGUAGAGCUGCUGAAGAUCAACCUGAGGGAGGUGGAGGUGGCCGCUGAUGUAGACCUGGACCUCAUUGCCAAGAAGAUCGAGGGCUACUCUGGAGCAGAUAUCACCAACGUCUGCAGGGACGCCUCUAUGAUGGCCAUGCGUCGUCGUAUCCAGGGCCUGAGCCCCGAGGAGAUCCGAGCUCUGUCCAAAGAGGAGCUGCAGAUGCCCGUCACCAUGGACGACUUCACCCUCACGCUCAAGAAGAUCUCCAAAUCCGUCUCCGCCGCAGACCUGGAAAAAUACGAAGCCUGGAUGGCCGAGUUCGGCUCCGUGUAGCGACAGGCACCGCACGGUACCGGAGGGACCGAACCUUUCCAAGGAGCGCGCGUGGCUUUGGGAAACCAGGAACGUCUUGGGAGAGGAGUGUAUACCGCAGAGCAGGGAGCGCUGGAGUCUGUGAACCAGCAUGACAGCCACCGACGUAACACAGGGGCUUUAAGUUUACAUCAGAACACUGGUGCCUUGGACAGAGCGUGACGCGAAUCAAAACAGUCAGCGGCUUCACUCUUUACCAUUCACGACAGCUGCGCUCCUUGUUUUUUUUUUUUUUUUUUUUUUGGUGACACCGCGAUUGUCCGUGUAGAGACUGUGAAUCAUCUUAGCUGACUGACUCCGGUGACCCAGGGCAGGACGGCGUAAACUGCCCUAAACCGGUCAGACGUAAUACUUGAAUGUCACUCCUCUCAUGUAUGGGGAUCAUUUACUGUAAGAAGUAGCCUAACGCAGGUAGACCAGGGAAUACACGGUACUAGCACUCACACAGUGUUGUAAUGUCACUGAGUCUGAGCACCUUUUGAUGUUUUUUAGUUCCUAGGAGCCUAAAUACUGACUACUGACCGAACUGACUUCCAUAGGGGGGCCAUGCAUGACGAUAGCCAUUUGCCGCAGCUGGUUAUCAAGUAAUGGCUUCUUGUGUAUGUAUUAUAAUGACUGGUCAUGUUGUUGUUGUUUUCUUUGUGCAUUCCAUAUGAGGGGUUUCCAUAUGAGCUCCAAAAAAAACAGGGGCAGACAUAUGUUGUUUACAAAAGGUGCAGACAGAGUGCGUCUCUCAAGGGUACAGCUAAUUCUCACGAAGGCACUCAAUAAACAGUCCUUAUAUGUUAAUAUAACUGAUUGGUUUUAAUGUAUUCUGCUUGUUCUUUAUGGCAAAAUCUUAGUCUAAUUAACUCCAGGUCAGGCUGUAUUUCUGUCUUAUUGUAAGCAAACUGUGAAAUGUAUUUGUCAGUCUGUGCACCGCCUUAAACUGAAUUAUUUUAUAUCUGGCGUUCAAGGAGCAUCACUAGAUUCUAUACAGCCCCUUCUGCUAGAUUUUAUUGCGUUGACAUCCAGAUCCUUGACCCAGUCUUCUUUCGGGUGACGGUAGAGGGUGGCCCAGAAAUAGAAACAGGCAGAGAAACUGUUUGGAGUAAGGUUUGAAUCACAAGAGGUAAUGAAAUGUGCCAUUUUUUUUUUUUUUUUUUUUUAGGUUAACGUUCCAGGUUUGGUGUCAUUUUCUGACGCAGUGUCUGAUUUGAAGACAGCUGGUGAAAUGAGAGUGAAGGGGAACGUAUUUAUCAUCAGUCGACCCAGAGAGGCAAAUGGUUUGUUUAAGCGCAGAUCAUAAAUCUUCACUAAUCUUUUCUCCCUCUAGACAAGGAACACACUUCACUUUUCCGAAAAAACAUGAAGAAAUGGUGAAAAUGCCUGUUGUUUUAUGAGCACUCGUGAUCCGCCGUUCAGACAUUAUCCUACUUUCCCCACCCUCUGUUUUUAAAACUCGGCAUCAGUCUUAACCUGAUCGUUCAUUCCUUUGUGUUUCAUUUAUGUGGAUUACAAAAUGUAUUGUACUUUAUAUUCAUGAAUGUUAAGAUUUGUGAAUGUUAGUGAAAAGAUGCACUCAGUCUUGUUGUUUUCGUCCGUUCCGUAGCACUGAAAUACUUGAUGUAUUGUAGAUGUAGACAAAGUAAGACCGGAGACAGAAUGUGACAGCAGCCUCAAGUUUUGUUUGUUUUGUCAAGUCAAUACGUGAUAUUUCAAAUGAAGGGCAGAUGUUACACGGCACUUUCCGCUGUAAUGGCACUCAAAAGUAUUCAACUUUCGUGAUUAUGUACCCAGCGAUACCUCUCUCAGUGGGAUUAUAAGGGGAUUCGUUCUCGAGCAGUCACUUGUGCACUCUGUUGUAAGCAUCUUAUAACAGGUUUUUCAAAUUAAAACAUUUCCUGAAACCCCCUUACUGAAUCCUAAAUGUAAGCUGUGUCUUAUGAUCUGCAGUUUUAGGCAGAUUCUUGCAAUCCACCUCUUAUUAAAAGAAGGGGAAUCUACUCUAGAAAAACAUUUUCAUAUCUCAAUAUUGACACUUGGACAUAAUAAAGAAAUAGAUAUUCAUUAUAAAAGCUGGAGGGCAGGUUGGGAGAGAAGCAGGGAGAAAGUGUGACGUUAAUGGCACCAUUUAUGGAUCUGUGAUCAAUAUCAGUGUGAGGCCCACUCUCCACUGAACCCUCCCAGUCAUCUGUGGUGGUAAUGCGUUCCAGUGAUUGUACCAUAUCACACCACACUAUUGAUCCCAUCAGAUUGAUAAGUGCAGUUUCAAUACUCACAGCAUCUCUGCUUCCACUGAGACGGGAAGCAGAGGGGGGGGAGUCCUUUGUCAGGAUGAAGCCUGGAUUAUCUCGCUCGGCGCCCUGGGAAAAGCCAAACCCUGUGUAUCUACCGAGUCAAGUGCCCAUGCCAUUAGACACCAGCAUUAACCAAAACUGCUCAGUGUGACUUUGUUAAAGAUAACACAAAUAGUGUGCACAUUUGUAUCACUGCAAACGUACAAAUAAAUUACAAAUUUACCUUCA
This is a messenger RNA of Myripristis murdjan (pinecone soldierfish), 4132 nucleotides long. It is a transcript of the gene katnal1, whose product is annotated as katanin p60 subunit A-like 1. Gene Ontology annotation, cellular component: microtubule cytoskeleton. Gene Ontology annotation, molecular function: ATP binding; microtubule binding; ATP hydrolysis activity. The record is from RefSeq and is a predicted model, not a curated record. Gene Ontology annotation, biological process: microtubule severing. NCBI's taxonomy places the organism in Eukaryota, Metazoa, Chordata, Actinopteri, Holocentriformes, Holocentridae. The transcript has 11 exons. Bases 114 to 1586 code for a protein of 490 amino acids.